Molecule: messenger RNA, 681 nt
Organism: Acanthosepion pharaonis
Lineage: Eukaryota; Metazoa; Mollusca; Cephalopoda; Sepiida; Sepiidae
Source: the annotation of a GenBank genome assembly
AUGAAAUUUUGUAAUGUAGUUUACUGUUCUUAUGGAAUUGGUUUCUCUCUCUCUCUCUCUCUCUCUCUCUCUCUCUCUCUCUCUAUCUAUCUAUCUAUCUAUCUCUCUCUCUAUCUAUCUAUCUAUAAUAUAAUAUUAUUUAUACUAUAUUAUAUUCUGCUCAUAUCUAUCUAUCUAUCUAUCUAUCUAUCUAUCUAUCUAUCUAUCAGACUCUCUCGAGAUCACUCGUCUUGCACUCUGUCUCUCUCUCCCCUCUCUGUCUCUCCCCUUCUUCGUCUCUCUCUCCCCUCUCCGUCUCUCCCCUUCUCUGUCUCUCUCUCCCCUUCUCCGUCUCUCUCCCCUCUCCGUCUCUCCCCUUCUCUGUCUCUCUCUCCCCUUCUCCGUCUCUCUCCCCUUCUCCGCCUCUCUCCCCUCUCUGUCUCUCCACUUCUCUCCCCUUCUCCGUCACUCUCUCCCCUCUCUGUCUCUCCCCUUCUCCGUCUCUCUCUCCCCUCUCCGUCUCUCCCCUUCUCCGCCUCUCUCUCCCUUCUCCGUCUCUCCCCUUUUCUGUCUCUCUCCCCCCUUCUCCGUCUCUCUCUCCCCUCUCCGUCUCUCCGCUUCUCCGUUAUCUUCCCUUCUCUGUCUUUCGUCCCUGGCAAUCGAAAAUGGAUUUUAUACAAAGAGAAAAUCGAAAGGAGAUAA